This is a messenger RNA of Phyllotreta striolata, 2338 nucleotides long. The record is from the annotation of a GenBank genome assembly. NCBI's taxonomy places the organism in Eukaryota, Metazoa, Arthropoda, Insecta, Coleoptera, Chrysomelidae.
AAAGCGAAUAACGCGCGUUUCUUUUGCAUGUAGUUUGUUGCACAAAAUUGCAAAUAAGACAAAUCGCGGUGAGAAUGUGCGUGUGAAAUAAUAAAAAUCUACAAGAAUUAAUAGAGAUUGCUUGACAAUAACAGAAUAAUUAUUGCAAUUGACUAUAUUGUCAUAGCGGAAAUGGACAGUUUCAGCAGCAUGAAAAUUAAUUACAAAAUAAUGCGACAAUGAGAAUUACUUAUAUUUGGAUAUUGCUUUGUCUAAGUUGGGAAAUUCGUUUCACACAGGCCUCUUUAAAUGGUAACAACAUUACAUCAGUGGUUUUAGAAAAAAAUUUCUUAGUCAAUUUGAAGAUUAACGCUUUCUUAGACGAUCAUCGCCUCAUCCGGUUGAACAUUAGCUGGGAAAAUUUCACUGAUCCGAUAGAACACAUGUACGUAUCAUUUAUCGAUGGGAAAGGUUGCAGUGCAAUUGAAGACAUUGACAUAUUUCCCGCAAAAGAAUCUUCAUAUCUCAUAAGACCUUCUCCUGAUUUGACAAAUCCCGUUGAUAUAUUAAUGAACGGCUGCAAGUACGAAAUUAUUUUCGAUGGCGUGUAUUCGACUCAAAAUUUUAACCAACUCGUAAACUACACAAUCCCAGAUUGUGUACAGGACAAAUGCAAAUGCAGGAAACGGACUGAUUCUCCACAUGAAAUAGGAAGUAUAACAUCACUAACCGAUGGUCAUUACUUUAUCCGAUGGUUAAAGAAACCCAACAUUAAUAUUACGAUUAUCGACAUUUCAUACAAAAGACAAAAAAAUUCAACAACAUUUACCAACGUUAAAGAAGAAUCUACCACAGAUACAGGAAUUAAAAUUUUAUUGACUGAUAUCAAGGAAGAUGUUCCAUACACUGUGAUUAUUCGAUACAGUUUGGAUGGAUGUAUUUACGUUUCGUCCAGGAAUUUCACAAUACCGAAAAAAUCGAAUGUCCAAUUAAUAAUUUUAAUAACCACGUUAAUUAUCGCGCUGAUUUUGUUAAUCAUCGUUAUCCUGAGUUAUAAGUAUUUGAAAAAGUUGUUUAGUUCCGCCAAGGGUUACAAACAUGAAGUCUAUCCCUUGAAUCCGUUGCCUUCGAGUUCGAAAAAAGAAGUGGUUAAUCCGAAAUACGUCUCGCUUGAAUUUUUAGAGAAUGCUUAUAAAUACGACGACUACGAACUGCCAAGACGUAGAAUCAUCAAAGAGAAAAUACUUGGCGAAGGAGAAUUCGGAGUAGUCUACGAAGGACGUGUAUUCGAACUAGGAAGCAAACAAGGCUACACGAAAGUCGCCAUUAAAGAAUUGAGAGAAAAUUCGCCGAAGGAAGGGGAGCAGGAUUUACUCGACGAGAUGGAGAUCAUGAAAAUAAUCGGUCAUCACGACCACAUCAUCGGUUUAUUGGGCUGCGUUAGAGUCGAUAGACCGUUGAUGAUGAUUUUGGAAUUGGCCGACAUUUCCUUAAAGAACUACCUCAUGCAAUUGAGGAAAAGAUGGUCGGACAGACGGAGCACAUUCUUUUUCGCCGAUUAUAACGAUUCGUUCGAUACUUGGCAAGAGCAAAAAACAAAUAAUCAAACAACAGUUUCUCAAACUCUUUCUCCAGUCUCCAUUACAUCCAGCUCUCUACCGUCGUCCGCAAACACCGAAAUCACAACACUCGGCGGCGAAUACGUUUCAAGAAUUGAAGCCGUUCUGGACCACAACGAAUUACAUCGAUUCGCCGUGCAAAUCGCUCGAGGAAUGGAACAUUUGGAGAAAAUCAACAUAACCCACAGGGAUUUGGCUACUAGAAACGUUUUGAUGAUGGCCGACGGUAGGGUUCUCAAGAUAUCCGAUUUCGGCCUAUCCAGGGACGCGAUUUACAGUCCAAGCGGCAAGAGGAAGAUGCCCUUGCGUUGGUGGCCCAUCGAGGCGAUAGAGCAAAGGACGUGGUCCAGCAAAAGCGACGUUUGGUCGUUCGGAAUCGUUCUUUGGGAAAUCGGAACGCUAGGUGCUUUUCCGUAUAACAAGACGCCCGAUACUCUGUUGUUGUACGAUUUGAAGAUGGGGAAGCGACUGGAAAGGCCGAAAAUAUGCACGGACGGGCUCUACAAGCUGAUGCUGGAUUGUUGGAGCGAAAAUCCGGAGAGGAGGCCUUCGUUCGCUGAUAUAGUGGAGCAUUUGGACGAGAAAAAGAAGAAAAUUUACGUGGACUUUAAUGGCUUGAAUCCGACGUACGAUUUUCCUCCGGCGACGGACGAGCCUGUAUUAUGAUUUGUUUGACUGAUUUGUCUUGUGUGUAUUUUGUACAAAUUUUUAUACGGUAAUAUAAUUUUCAUUUUUUGUUA